Molecule: messenger RNA, 1446 nt
Organism: Peniophora sp. CBMAI 1063
Lineage: Eukaryota; Fungi; Basidiomycota; Agaricomycetes; Russulales; Peniophoraceae
Source: the annotation of a GenBank genome assembly
AUGCGCUGGCGCCACCUCCCGCUCGCUCUGCUCGGGCUCGUCGCCCAUGUCUGUGCUCAGUUCGAAAACACGGCGAUCGUCCGGACCAUCGAGCCCGCAGGCGCGCUCACGACGGUCACCACCACGUAUGCCCUCAAAGUCCUCGAGCAGAACGCCAACCAGUACCUUGUCACCAUGAGCAAGCUCGAGGGAAAGCGCACGAGCUUCAUCGAGGCCAGGCUCAAGGGCAAGAGUGACUCGCUUCACAUCAUACCCAAAGGCGUCCAGGCCGGCUUCGCAGGCUAUGCCGUCGUCCUUCCCACUGGUCUGGAGAUCAACUCUACCGUCGACCUCGUCGUAGAACGCGUGCUCUCCAGGGCAACACACCCUUGGCCGGCCUCUGCCGCACAGACGGACCCGCAGUUCAUCAAGUUCGAGGGCGAUCUCUUCAUAACCUCUCCCUAUCCCACCCACACCCAAAGGACGAAAGUUCGCGCUCCCUCGCCUCGGAUAGAGAAGUACGCAAAGCCGGAGGGUAUCCCGACCGAGUACCAGACGGACAAUGUUGUAACAAAAUCUGGCGCUACGAUCACCUACGGGCCCUUCGUCAAUCUCCCGCCAUCCUCCGUCGCAUGGACAGAAGAGAACCAACAACCCAUAUCGGUCCAGUACCACCAUGACGCCCCUGUGGUCGAGAUCACAUCUCUCGAGCGCAACGUCGAACUCAGCCAUUGGGGCGCCAACAUGAACGUCGAGGACAAGAUUGAACUGCACAAUGCCGGACCAUCACUCAAGGGGCAGUUCUCGCGCGUACAGCACCAGAUGGGCAUGUUCCGCGGCGAUAUGCCGCCUCAUGUCUUGCCCGCGUACGCGCUGAACCUACCCGCCGGUGCUCGCGACGUAUACUUCUAUGACCUCAACGGGAACGUCAGUACCUCCCGCUUCCGCCCCGCUCCUUCUGUGGUGAAGGGUUCUGUCGCGCGUCAGCAGUCCUACCUUGAAGUCCGUCCACGCUUCCCGGUCAUGGGGGGCUGGAACUACUAUCACACCCUGGGCUGGGACCAGCCGUUGGCCGACGUCGCUGCUUACGAUCCCGCGAACGGCACAUACUUCGUCGGCGUGCCGUUACACACACCAAUCCAGGGCGCUUCAGUGAAGCUUGUGAACUUCACUAUUACCCUCCCUGAAGGUGCGACGGACGUUGAGUUCUGGCCGGCGUAUACCCCAAAGGGCGCCAGCUUCGGCAAGCACAUCACGUACCUCGACACUGUCGGGCGCCCAUCGAUCACGCUGCAGUACACCGACUUGACCGACAGGCAUACCAAGCUCUUCUAUGUCAAGUACAAGGUACCAUCGUCAGCACACAUGCAGAAAGUCCGCACUGUAGCCAGCGCGUUCUUCGUACUAUUCUCCUUCGCUCUUAUCGCGCGUCGGAUGAACUUCAGCUUAAACAGGAAGUCCGUUUAG